Molecule: messenger RNA, 1721 nt
Organism: Triticum dicoccoides
Lineage: Eukaryota; Viridiplantae; Streptophyta; Magnoliopsida; Poales; Poaceae
Exons: 3
Coding region: 59-1498 (479 amino acids)
Molecular function (GO): protein binding
Source: RefSeq, a predicted model, not a curated record
CUAGCCGCAGCAGAUUUCGUCUAUAUCUAUAAUAAGGCCAAUUGGAGACUUUGCGGAGAUGGAAAACAAUAAUAAAGCCCAAGCCCAACUUGACAGUCUUAGCAAGCUGCCGGAUCACCUUCUACUCAACAUAUUGGAGAGGGUUGAAACGCUAGAUGCCUUGAGAACCUGCAUCCUGUCUAAGAGGAUGCUAAAGCUUCCCCCCAUGCUGUCGCUGCUUGAUAUAGAUAUUGGUUCCCUUGCGCGUUACCUCAAGCCCGAUGUCGACACCUUUACUCGUAUUUUUCAGUACAACAUUGCUGUGGCUGCUAUCACGGACAAGAUACUUGGUGCGAGGAAUCCCGAGAUCCCCAUCCGCAAGCUGAGGGUCAGGUUCUGUUUGAGGCAUGAUGAGUGCCUCUCCAUCAGCCAAGCUGUUGCCCGCACCAUGGCAACCCACAAGCUCCAUGUCGCUGAGUUUGUCGUCCUCACGGAGAAGACUAGUUGGAGAUGCACUCAACAUGAUCUCCUCUCCUUUGCCAAGCGGUUCAAUACUUGGUUUGGUGAUUGUCCAGCUGUGUUUGCUGGUCUCACGCACCUGUGGCUGCGCAAUUUGAGGUUUGGUCAACUGGACAUCCACAACAUCCUCAACACCUGCAAGCGCUUGGAAUCUCUGCGUCUCACCCAUUGUGACGCAGGGGUCCGCUCCGUGCUUCAAGUACAGCAUGCUCAACUUGUUGCGCUCCAGAUCGACUAUGGGGAAUUUGAAGCCAUCCAACUCAACUGUCUACCAAAACUCCAACGUGUCAAAUAUGUUGGUUGGUCUUACCAAGAAGAUCCCCUGAUUUUUGGUUCUGUCCCGCAGCUUUCAAAGCUAAUCCUUGGAAAAGUUGGUGUUAGUUCGACUAGUAAUAUUCAGUUAAGUCAGCUCCUUGCUAAUGUACCCUGGAUAACCGACCUGUGUCUGGAUUUUCAAAGUGAAAAGAUUUGGGUUUUACCUGAGUGCCCUAAACUGCUUGCACCUGUGCUUGGCAAGCUACAGAUUGCGAAUCUGGAUAAUCUUCCUCAAGGAUGCAAUAUUGAUUGGACCAUGUUCAUUCUUGAAGCUGCAAGCUCCCUAAAGGAGCUAUGCAUCACGGUGUGGGAUCAUUGGUGUGAAAUGGAGACAAACAAGGAUGUUCGAAGGAAAAAGGGUUACUGUGAGAAAGCAAACGUGGAGUGGCAACCAUCUGCUGUUCAUUUUAAGCACAAGAAUCUGGUUAAGCUCACCAUCUGCGGCUUCCAACCUGAGGAGAACUUUGUGCGGUACAUUAGGCGUGUCAUUGAAAUCGCGGCGAACAUGAAGGAGAUAUCUCUGUACGACUGGCAGGUGUGCGAGGACUGCGGUGACUUGGAUCCCAAUAUCAAGGUCUGUCCUUCUCGGUAUCCACGGACCACUGAGGAGAAGGAUAUGUUGAGGGAGGAGAUUACUAAGGAGUUGCCGAUGGCUUCGCCUGCUGUGAUUCACUUCAGGUCCUAAUUAAUAAUUGAAGAAUAAGAUGCAUGGUGUCAUCAGUAAAAUCUAGAUUCCAUGUAAUCAUUCAUGGCAUAUGUGCUAUGUAGCUGCAAGGAGCUUCUGUGCUCGCUCCAUAAUUCAGUAGUCCUGUAUUUGUAUUAUUAUUUAUUUAUCCCUCAACUGAAGCUUGUACUGAUGCCUUAGGGCGAAAAUAGUUAUUAAUAAAUGUUUCCAAGGUUGUGUUUUC